Gadus macrocephalus (Pacific cod) is the source of this 8115-nucleotide messenger RNA. RefSeq names its product NACHT, LRR and PYD domains-containing protein 5-like. NCBI's taxonomy places the organism in Eukaryota, Metazoa, Chordata, Actinopteri, Gadiformes, Gadidae. The record is from RefSeq and is a predicted model, not a curated record. The transcript has 30 exons. Gene Ontology annotation, molecular function: protein binding. Bases 339 to 6500 code for a protein of 2053 amino acids.
CGUUGCUGUGUCUUAAUUUAUCACUUGACACAGAUUAUGGGUGUGUGUUCCGGUGAAGCCCAAUCAUCGUUCUAGGUGUAGUUAGCUGUAUUCAAAGCCUCCUUCCUCAUUCGAUCUGUUUUCACUAAGGAGCCCAGCAGCUCAAUCUUUAUUCUCAGAACCUUUAGAACCGUGUUAAUGUUCUGUCUCGGUUCUAAACACUUCCUUUGUGUUUUGGCUUGCACCUGAAUCUCUUCCUUCAAUGGAUCUUACUUUCCAUCCUUUUGUGCUUUUAUAUUUUCAUACGACACGGGCAGCACACAUUUUCACCACAGAGAAGAUAAGGUCUCCAGUCUACUAUGGAUGAGGAGAGAGAGGAGGAGGGUCCUAUCUCUAAGACCACUCUGUCUGGGGAACAUGGCCACCGGAGCAAAGCUAAGAGCCCAGAGCAGCAGGAGAGAGCCGACUCCCCUGGACCCAGCUGUGUCUCCAUGAAGAGUGACCGGUCUAUGGGUUUUCCUCUUAACUUUAAAGAUGGACGCCCCUUCAGAGAGGAGAGCCCAGAGCAGCAGCAGAGAGCAGACUCCCCUGGACCCAGCUGUGUCUCCAUGAAGAGUGACCGGUCUAUGGGUUUUCCUCUUAACUUUAAAGAUGGACGCCCCUCCGGAGAGGAGAGACAACCCCACCAGAGGUCAAAGGUCACCAGUGCUCAGACUGUACAGCAGUCUAUUGCGAAGAGAAGAGUCCAGCAGCAGAGAGCAGACUCCCCUGGACCCAGCUGUGUCUCCAUGAACAGUGACCGGUCUAUGGGUUUUCCUCUGAACUUUAAAGAUGGAUGCCCCUCCAGAGAGGAGAGCCCAGAGCAGCAGGAGAGAGCAGACUCCCCUGGACCCAGCUGUGUCUCCAUGAAGAGUGACCACUCUAUGGAACUUCCUUUAAAGUUUAAAGAUGGAAAUAAGUCUAUCCGGGACAUAGACCUGGACCUCGAAAGAGUCCAGCUGGAGAGAGCAGACUCCCCUGGACCCAGCUGUGUCUCCAUGAAGAGUGACCACUCUAUGAAACUUCCUUUAAAGUUUAAAGAUGGAAAUAAGUCUAUUGAAAAGAGAAGACCCAAGCAGCAGAGAGCAGACUCCCCUGGACCCAGCUGUGUGUCCAUGAAGAGUGACCACUCUAUGGAACUUCCUUUAAAGUUUAAAGAUGGAAAUAAGUCUAUUCGGAAGAGAAGAGUCCAGCCGCAGAGAGCAGACUCCCCUGGACCCAGAUGUGUCUCAAUGAAGAGUGACCACUCUAUGCGUCAUCCUCUUAGCUUUAAAGAUGGACGCCCUUCCAGAGAGGAGAGACAACCCCAACAGAGGUCAAAGGUUACCAGUGCUCAGUCUGUGCAACAGCAUCAACCAGAGCUGAUCAAGAGGGCUGAGGAGAAUGCACACGCUUUCCUAGACAAGGAGCUGAAGAAGCUCUGGAGGGAUCUCUUCUCAGAUUACCCACAAUGCUCAGAGAGUCAGAGGGAGGAGGAGGAGGAGGUGGAUGGUGAGAACGAGGAGCAGAGAAGGCGCGCCACAGAGGGAGUGGUGGACAUCACAAAGCUCUGCCUGAUGGAGAUGAACCAGGAGGAACUGGUCGACACACUGUGGGGCGGAUCUGCUGCUGUCGAGUGCGAACACAAAAUUAAGUCUCUUUUGAAGAAGAAAUUCAAGUGUGUGUCUGAGGGAAUCGCUAAAGCAGGACAGCCAACAGGUCUGAAUGACUUCUACACAGAGGUCUUCAUCACAGAGAGAGGCAGUGGAGAGGUCAACAAGGAACAUGAGGUCAGACUGAUUGAAACAGCUUCCAGGAGACCGGCCAAGGAGGAAACACCAAUAAAAUGUGAAGACAUCUUUAAACCCUUACCUGAUCAAGAUCAACCAAUCAGAACAAUUAUGACAACUGGAGUGGCGGGCAUUGGUAAAACCGUCUUAACACACAAGUUCACUCUGGACUGGGCUGAAGACAAAGCCAACCAUGACAUACACUUUACAUUUCUCUUAACUUUCAGAGAGCUGAAUUUACUGAAAGGGAAAGAGUUUAGCUUGGUGGAACUUCUUCAUCACUUCUUUAUUGAGAUCAACAAAGCAGUAAUCUGCAGAUUUGACCUGUUCCAAGUUGUCUUCAUCUUGGAUGGUCUGGAUGAGUGUCGACUUCCUCUGGACUUCCAUAACAACCAGACCUGGACUGAUGUCACAAAGCCGAGCUUAGUGGACGUGCUGCUGACAAACCUCAUCAGGGGCAACCUGCUUCCCUCCGCUCGCAUCUGGAUAACCACACGCCCUGCAGCAGCCAAUAAGAUCCCUGCUGAGUGUGUUGACAUGGUGACGGAGGUGAGAGGCUUCACCGACCCACAGAAGGAGGAGUACUUCAGGAAGAAAUUCAAAGAGGAGAAGCUGGCCAGCACAAUCAUCUCCCACGUCAAGAAAUCAAGAAGCCUCUACAUCAUGUGUCACAUCCCAAUCUUCUGUUGGAUCACUGCUGCAGUUAUGGAGGACAUCUUCAAAACAUCUAAAAGAGGAGAAGAGAUGCCCAAGACCGUGACUCAGUUGUACAUCCACUUCCUGAGGGUUCAGUCCAUGCAGGGGGACAGGAAGUAUCAUGGGAGAGCUGAAACAGAUUCACACUGGAGUUUGGAGAGCAGGGAGAUCAUUGUUUCUCUGGGAAAACUGGCUUUUAACCAGCUGAAGAAAGGCAACCUUAUCUUCUACGAGGCAGACCUGGCAGAGUAUGGCAUCGAUAUCAAAUCAGCUUCAGAGUACACAGGAGUGUUCACCCAGAUCUUUAAAGAGGAGUGUGGGCUGUACCAGGACAGGGUGUUUUGCUUUGUCCAUCUGAGCAUCCAGGAGUUUCUGGCUGCCCUUUAUGUCUUUCUGUCCUUCAUCAACAAGGGGGUCAAUCUGCUCUCAGAAGAAGCACCAACCUCUUGUGAAGAUAAACUCCACCUCUACCAGCAUGCUGUGGACAAGGCCUUAGAGAGUGAGAACGGACACCUGGACUUGUUCCUUCGCUUCCUCCUGGGCCUCUCUGUGGAGACCAAUCAGAUUGUCCUACGAGGUCUGCUGGGACAGAAAAAAAGUAGAUCACUGAUCACUAAGAUUAAGAAAGGUCUGCUGAGACAGACAGGAACUGUCUCACUGACGAAUAAGGAAACUUACAUCACAUUAGUGUCUUACAUCAAGAGGAAGAUAAAUGGAGAUCUCUCUCCAGAGAGAAGCAUCAACCUGUUCCACUGUCUAAAUGAGCUGAACGAUCUUUCUCUAGUGGAGGAGAUCCAACAGUACCUGACAUCAGGAAGUCUCUCAAGACAAUCUCUCCCCCCUGCUCAGUGGUCAGCUCUGGUCUUCAUCCUACUGACAUCAGAAGAGGAGCUGGACGUGUUUGACCUGAAAAAAUACUCUGCUUCAGAGGAGGGUCUUCUGAGGCUGCUGCCAGUAGUCAAAGCCUCCAAAACAUCUCUGUUAAAUUGCUGCAAGGUGUCAGAGAGAUGCUGUGAAGCUCUGGCCUCAGUUCUCAGCUCCAACUCCUCUAGUCUGAGAGAGCUGGACCUGAGUACCAAUGAUCUGCAGGAUUCAGGAGUGAAGCUGCUCUCUGCUGGACUGGGGAGUCCACACUGUACACUGGAAAUUCUCAGGUUAAAUGGCUGUAAGCUGUCAGAGAGAUGCUGUGAAUCUCUGGCCUCAGUUCUCAGCUCCAACUCCUCUAGUCUGAGAGAGCUGGACCUGAGUACCAAUGAUCUGCAGGAUUCAGCAGUGAAGCUGCUCUCUGCUGGACUGGGGAGUCCACACUGUACACUGGAAACUCUCAGGUUAAAUGGCUGUAAGCUGUCAGAGAGAUGCUGUGAAGCUCUGGCCUCAGUUCUCAGCUCCAACUCCUCUAGUCUGAGAGAGCUGGAGCUGAGUACCAAUGAUCUGCAGGAUUCAGGAGUGAAGCUGCUCUCUGCUGGACUGGGGAGUCCACACUGUACACUGGAAACUCUCAGGUUAAAUGGCUGUCAUCUGUCAGAGAGAUGCUGUGAAGCUCUGGCCUCAGUUCUCAGCUCCAACUCCUCUAGUCUGAGAGAGCUGGACCUGAGUACCAAUGAUCUGCAGGAUUCAGGAGUGAAGCUGCUCUCUGCUGGACUGGGGAGUCCACACUGUACACUGGAAACUCUCAGGUUAAAUGGCUGUGAGCUCUCAGAGAGAUGCUGUGAAGCUCUGGCCUCAGUUCUCAGCUCCAACUCCUCUAGUCUGAGAGAGCUGGACCUGAGUACCAAUGAUCUGCAGGAUUCAGGAGUGAAGCUGCUCUCUGCUGGACUGGGGAGUCCACACUGUACAUUGGAAACUCUCAGGUUAAAUGGCUGUAAUCUGUCAGAGAGAUGCUGUGAAGCUCUGGCCUCAGUUCUCAGCUCCAACUCCUCUAGUCUGAGGGAGCUGGACCUGAGUGCCAAUGAUCUGCAGGAUUCAGGAGUGAAGCUGCUCUCUGCUGGACUGGGGAGUCCACACUGUACACUGGAAACUCUCAGGUUAAAUGGCUGUAAGCUGUCAGAGAGAUGCUGUGAAGCUCUGGCCUCAGUUCUCGGCUCCAACUCCUCUAGUCUGAGAGAGCUGGACCUCAGUACCAAUGAUCUGCAGGAUUCAGGAGUGAAGCUGCUCUCUGCUGGACUGGGGAGUCCACACUGUACACUGGAAACUCUCAGGUUAAAUGGCUGUAAACUGUCAGAGAGAUGCUGUGAAGCUCUGGCCUCAGUUCUCAGCUCCAACUCCUCUAAUCUGAGAGAGCUGGACCUGAGUACCAAUGAUCUGCAGGAUUCAGGAGUGAAGCUACUCUCUGCUGGACUGGAGAGUCCACACUGUAUACUGGAAACUCUCAGGUUAAAUUGCUGUAAGCUGUCAGAGAGAUGCUGUGAAGCUCUGGCCUCAGUUCUCAGCUCCAACUCCUCUAGUCUGAGAGAGCUGGACCUGAGUACCAAUGAUCUGCAGGAUUCAGGAGUGAAGCUGCUCUCUGCUGGACUGGGGAGUCCACACUGUACACUGGAAACUCUCAGGUUAAAUGGCUGUAAUCUGUCAGAGAGAUGCUGUGAAGCUCUGGCCUCAGUUCUCAGCUCCAACUCCUCUUGUCUGAGAGAGCUGGACCUGAGUACCAAUGAUCUGCAGGAUUCAGGAGUGAAGCUGCUCUCUGCUGGACUGGGGAGUCCACACUGUACACUGGAAACUCUCAGGCUGAAUGGCUGUCAUCUGUCAGUGAGAUGCUGUGAAGCUCUGGCCUCAGUUCUCAGCUCCAACUCCUCUAGUCUGAGAGAGCUGGACCUGAGUACCAAUGAUCUGCAGGAUUCAGGAGUGAAGCUGCUCUCUGCUGGACUGGGGAGUCCAGACUGUACACUGGAAACUCUCAGGUUAAAUGGCUGUGAGCUGUCAGAGAGAUGCUGUGAAGCUCUGGCCUCAGUUCUCAGCUCCAACUCCUCUAGUCUGAGAGAGCUGGACCUGAGAACCAAUGAUCUGCAGGAUUCAGGAGUGAAGCUGCUCUCUGCUGGACUGGGGAGUCCACACUGUACACUGGAAACUCUUAGGUUAAAUGGCUGUAAGCUGUCAGAGAGAUGCUGUGAAGCUCUGGCCUCAGUUCUCAGCUCCAACUGCUCUAGUCUGAGAGAGCUGGACUUGAGUACCAAUGAUCUGCAGGAUUCAGGAGUUAAGCUGCUCUCUGCUGGACUGAGGAGUCCACACUGUACACUGGAAUCUCUCAGGCUGUCUGGCUGCCUAGUCACACAGGAAGGCUGUGCUUCUCUGGCCUCAGCUCUGAGCUCCAACCCCUCCCAUCUGAGAGAGCUGGACCUGAGCUACAAUCACCCAGGAGUCUCUGGAGCUGCGCUGCUCUCUGCUGGACUGGAGGAUCCACACUGGAGACUGGACACUCUCAGUGUGGAGCACGGUGGAGUGUGGAGGCUGAAACCAGUUCCACAGAGGUAUGCCUGUGAACUCACACUGGACCCGAACACGGCCAACAGAUACCUCUCUCUGUCUGAGGACAACAGGAAGGUGACGGUGGUUGAAGAGGACCAGCCGUAUCCGGAUCACCCAGAGAGAUUUGACUCCUGGUUCCAGGUGUUAGGUAGAGAGGCUCUGACUGGCCGCUGUUACUGGGAGGUAGAGUGGAAGGGACGUGUUGUUAUAGGAGUGACAUACAGAGGAAUCCCAAGGAGAGGACGGGGUGAUGACUGCAGGUUUGGAGGGAACAACAAGUCCUGGACUCUUUAUUGUGAGGAUGAAAGUUACUCUGCCCAGUACAACGGUAGAACAACAGCCCUCCCUCUCCGCGCCGCUGGCUCUACCAGAGUAGGAGUGUAUCUGGACCGGCCUGCUGGCUCUCUGUCCUUCUACAGAGUGUCCCCAGGUGGAGGAGGGUCCUCAGACACACUGACACACCUCCACACCUUCUGGUCCUCCUUCACCCAGGAGGACCUCCUCCCUGGGGUUGGGUUAGGGUGGGGGUCCUCCUCAGUGUCUCUGUGUCGGUUGUAGAAAAAAACAACAUACAGACGGGGGGAGGGCGGGCGCACACACACACUCACACAGACACACACACAUACACAUAUACACACAUACACACACACACACAUACACUUACACUUACACAUACAUACACAUACACACAUGCACCUACACUGCUUUUGUGUUAGAGGAUGAGUUGGUUUUGAUGAAGGGACUUUGGUGGCCUUGAGGAUCGAUGACUCAGUGUCUUUCUGGCAGUUAUAGUCUCUCGUUCGCUCUCUCUCUCUCUCUCUCUCUCUCUCUCUCUCUCUCUCUCUCUCUCUCUUUCUCUCUCUCUCUCUCUCUCUCUCUCUCUCUCUCUCUCUCUCUCUCUCUCUCUCUCUCUCUCUCUCUCUCUCUCUCUCUCUCUCUCUCUCUCUCUCUCUCUCUCUCUCUCUCUCUCUCUCUCUCAUUCUUCAUUCAAGACAAUCAUUAUUUGAUAUGUAUAUAAAAUGGUAAAUGUUUGUAUAUUUUUAGACGUCACCAGUUCUGGUCUUAAGGGCUCUGAUAUCAUCAUUUUGGUCAUAAACCUGACAAGAAACCUGAUUUAAAGCAGUUUUUAUAAAGCAGGUUAUUACUGUUCACAAUAACCAAGAGGUUUAUGGGAUAAUGUUGCAUGUUGUAAAUUACUUUAAGCUGAAUCUUUUUUUGUGUUCUGUUGGGAUCCAAACGGCCGCAGAAUAUGUUCAGCAGUGAUGGGAAUAACGGCGUUAUAAAUAACGGCGUUACUUUUUUCAGUAACGAGUAAUUUGACGCAUUACUCUUCCCAUCAUUAUAACGCUGUUACCCUUACUUCCAAAAAAUGCGGCGCGUUACUAUAAUCAAAGCAGGUUUUUCAUCAGACUAGAUCUCGCUCUCUCUCUUUACUGUUCUUCCUUGGUUAGUGGGUGGGUACGAGACUAUCGCAUUAAUGAUAACGAUUGGCUGAGGUAGAGUGACAUGUCAUGGUAAGCCAAUCAGAGGUAGAGUUGGGCGGGUGUUUAAACACAUUCAAAAGCACGCAUAGUCGGACACACGACGACACAAGUGAGUCAACUGAAACAGGAAUGGCGAGCCCAAAUAAUCCUUCUUUAAAUGGAAGUAUAGUAUAGACAUUACUUUUCCCUCCAAGAAAUGAAAGGAACGUGUGUAAUCGUGAAAUGCACAUUAUGCCACGUCGGUGUCAGGUAAUUCAAACAUCUUUCAACGUUGCAUGCUUCCGUGCAUUCCAUGCUUCAGUGCAUGAACGUGCACAUGUAUAUUGAGUUCCGUUAAAGGGGGGUGGGUGUGGAUGUGGGUUCUAAAUUAUUUGACACAUUUGAUCAUUUAAAAAAAAUGACUUGAAAGGAACGCAAUAGUUACUUGCCACAGUAACUAGUUACUUUCAGAAUUUGUAACAGAGUAACUACUUUAGUUACUUUUUGGGAGAAGUAACUAGUAACUGUAACUAAUUUCUACUUAACCGACACUGAUAUUCAGUUAUUAAAGAUAUAUGCACACCAUGAUUUGUAAUGUCUGUUGCUUUUAUUGUUGUAGUCCUUGUGUUUAUUGUGUACAUGUAAGGGAGUAUUUUUCUGUUGUUUUUGUUAAUGAAGCAUAAUUGUAAUAAACAAAUCAGUGGAUCCAA